UCCCUGCAUUAAAGUCCCUGGCCAUAAAGUCCCCGGCCACUAUGACCGCAGCCUCUGAUGAGCAUGUAAUAAAUUAUAUGUAAUCUGAUAACAAAAAAACUGUAACUGUAAUCAGUUACGUUACCAGCAAAAAUACUGUAAUCAGAUUAGAUACUUUUGAAAAACUAGAUAAUUAGUUAUUGGAUUACUGUUAAAUUCAGAAAGGAUGCUUGUGAGAAAAAAACGGGGAAAAAACGACACCUUUUUGUUUUCUCAAAGACAUUAAAUUCAUCAUCUAAAAAAGGCGCAACUUUGAGUUUGUUCCUCCUGAGGGAGUCUGAACACAAGUCAAAGACCACUAUGACACACCAACUACAUUUGAUGGUUCCUUUUUUGUCUUCUAAUGCCUCUUAAGGGGAAAGUAAUUCACAAGUAACUGAAAGUAAUCAGAUUACAUUACUGAGUUUGGGUAAUCCAAGUUAGGUUACUGAUUACAAUUGUGGACAAGUAACUAGUAACUAACAGUGACAAUAUUGACUCAAGAAGAGUUCAAUGUUUGAUAUUGCAUUAAUACCUUACGGUGGGUGUGGAGCUUCUGUCAAUCUCAUAUGUAGCUGCUGUAGACAACACAACAUACGGUACUGUAUGUGGACUCUGGUCAAGGGAGCAGCUGGAACUAUCAUAACCCUGUAAAUAAAGACACAGCUACCAAGGAGCCAUGGCCUCCCUUGGACAGAUCAUCUUCUGGGGGAUGAUAGUCAUGAUCUUUGUGGCCGCUGGACUCAUCAUCCUCAUCUUGUCUGUGUCAUUUGCAGUUCAGGGUUUAGGGGGUUCCCAGGGCACUGUGGAUAGCAAUAACAAGUGGCCCAUCGGGAACCUGGGGGAGGAUGUCAUCCUGAGCUGCAAGUUCAAGACUUCAACUAACAGCGGGGAAUCGACCAGUCAGGUGUCAAUCACAUGGAAGAAGAAGGGACUCAGCGAAGUGGUGUACAGGUACAAUAAAGGAGCAGUCCAGCUGACGGAGCAGAACCCCCAGUUUAAAGAUAGAACCCAGCUGUUCUCUGACGCCAUAGGUGGAGGCAAUGCCUCUAUGUUGCUGAGGAACGUGAAAAUGAAAGAUGAGGGGGUGUACUACUGCAGUGUGAAUGCCCCUAGUGGCUCAGGGACUGACAGUGUUAACCUCAGAGUUGCAGCUUUCUCGGCCCCCAAAUUUAAGUGGGUCAACACUACCCUGACGGCAGAGGGAGAGAGAUGGUUCCCAAAACCAGAUGUCCUCUGGUUGGACGUCAAUGACAACGUCCUAAACGAGAGUGAAACUAGCUUUUUCAACAAUUCCGCCGGGAUAACCCGAUUCAUCAGCUCCCUUCAGCAAAUUACAUUGAAUGACAGCUACACCUGCAUCAUCCAAAACUAUCUGGUGAAGGCUGUCUCCCGGGCAACCGUCAAAGAUAUAGAGAUAUCAACGACGACUUUCUUCUCAUUCUCUACUGCAGCUGCACCACCCAUACUACUACCCCAACGGCACGUCCUAGCAGCUACAACCAGUUUCUUUUUCUGGAUCUACCAACUAACCUGAUUAACACAUGCACACAAACUACUCUUCAUAGCCUACAGGCAAGAUGACUAAAAUUACUGUCUGUGGUGAAGUGAACUGGUCUGGUGACUUUCGACUUGCCUUGGUCUGCCUGGAGUCUGAUGGAUUUUGUGUUGGAUUAACAAGUGGCGACAAACUGUGUAUGUGUGUGUGUGUUUGUGGCCCAGUGGCGACCCGUCAUUCAGGGCAGGUGGGGCAGUACCCCACCUGUUUUGAGCCCUACAUUUUUAGCAAAAAAAUGUAUAACAAUAAUAUUU
Molecule: messenger RNA, 1830 nt
Organism: Oncorhynchus tshawytscha (Chinook salmon)
Lineage: Eukaryota; Metazoa; Chordata; Actinopteri; Salmoniformes; Salmonidae
Gene: vtcn1
Product: V-set domain containing T cell activation inhibitor 1
Exons: 5
Coding region: 698-1555 (285 amino acids)
Source: RefSeq, a predicted model, not a curated record